This is a messenger RNA of Sesamum indicum (sesame), 1534 nucleotides long. Its product is annotated as gibberellin 3-beta-dioxygenase 1. The record is from RefSeq and is a predicted model, not a curated record. Lineage: Eukaryota; Viridiplantae; Streptophyta; Magnoliopsida; Lamiales; Pedaliaceae.
CCUUCAUUCCCUUACAACAUAUUUUCCUCCAAAUUCUCCCACUACAAACCUUGCCCUACUACUACAUCUACAACUAGUACGAGGACUCAAGAAACCAAAAGUUCUCCCACACACUUUCUUUCUACUCUAACCAACACACACAUAUAAAAAAAAAAAGGACAUCCUCCACACCAUGCUUUCAACACUACUCUCCGAUGCCUACAGAUCCCAUCCUCUCAAUCUCCACAAUAAAUUUUUGGACCUAAACUCGGUCAAGGAGUUGCCCGAUACCCAUGCAUGGACGUCGCAGCUCGACGGCUACCCCUUGUCCUCUCCCGGCGGCUGUGGUGGCACUUGCCAUUCCGAAAUGGUCCCUAUCAUCGAUCUAAAUAACGAGAACGCCACCGAACUCAUCGGCCAUGCAUGCAAGAGUUGGGGUGUUUUCCAAGUCAUUAAUCACAAUAUCCCCAUGAAUUUGCUUGAUGAAGUUGAGUUGGCUGGAAAUAAGCUCUUCUCCCUCCCCAUGCACCAGAAGCUCAGGGCGGCUCGCCCGCCCGAUGGCAUAUCGGGCUACGGUGUGGCCCGUAUAUCUUCUUUCUUCUCUAAGCUCAUGUGGUCGGAAGGUUUCACCGUCGUCGGUUCGCCUCUUGAACAUGCCCGACAACUUUGGCCUCAUGACUACCACGAAUUCUGUGAUACGAUAGAAGACUAUCAGAAAUCAAUGAAAAAGCUCGCGGGUCGACUCAUGUGGUUGAUGCUCGGUUCGUUAGGCAUAACAAACGAAGACGACAUCAAAUGGGCUAGCCCGGCAGGAGAAGCCGGAGGAGGAAAUGCGGCCAUACAAUUAAAUUCUUACCCGGCUUGUCCGGACCCAGAUAGGGCCAUGGGGCUAGCGGCACACACGGAUUCCACCCUCCUCACGAUUCUCCACCAGAGCAACACUAGCGGACUACAAGUGUUCCAGGAGGGAAGCAAGCGGUGGAUCACGGUACCACCCCACCCGGGAGCGCUAGUGAUCCACGUGGGAGACCUCAUGCACAUACUAUCGAACGGUUUGUACCCUAGUGUGCUCCACCGUGCGGUAGUGAACCGGACCCGACACCGGUUGUCUAUAGCCUACCUAUAUGGGCCACCAUCAAGUGUCAAAAUCAGCCCACUUCCCAAACUAGUAGACCAUUUCCACCCCCCACUCUACAGGCCAAUCACUUGGAGUGAAUAUCUGGGCACUAAGGCCAAGCAUUUCGACAAGGCACUCACAUCAGUACGGUUGUGUGCUCCUCGAAAUGGGUUUGUCGAUACCAACGAUCAUAACAGUGUACAAGUCGGAUAGAAUUAAAAUUAGUUAUAAUUAAUGAUAAUAACCAUAUAUUUAACUUAACUGCACCAUUUUUAUUUUUAUCUUUUUUUUUCAUUCGUCGAUGUUCUAAUUUGUAAUAAAAGAUUCAGACAAGAAUAUUUGUCUUCGCAUAGACCGGAAAAAAAACUCUUAAUUUGAAUAUGUGGAAGGAAAGGACAGAGAAACCGACAUGUUUUAUUCCCCGGAUAUAAAGGAAAU